This is a messenger RNA of Oncorhynchus keta (chum salmon), 2930 nucleotides long. Its product is annotated as rano class II histocompatibility antigen, A beta chain-like. The transcript has 3 exons. Gene Ontology annotation, cellular component: MHC class II protein complex. Gene Ontology annotation, molecular function: MHC class II protein complex binding. The record is from RefSeq and is a predicted model, not a curated record. Gene Ontology annotation, biological process: antigen processing and presentation of exogenous peptide antigen via MHC class II; peptide antigen assembly with MHC class II protein complex; immunoglobulin production involved in immunoglobulin-mediated immune response. Lineage: Eukaryota; Metazoa; Chordata; Actinopteri; Salmoniformes; Salmonidae. Bases 1951 to 2604 code for a protein of 217 amino acids.
AAUUCCCUCUAAAAGUCAGGAGCAAGUGUUCAUUUAAGAAUUUCCCUGGGUUUGUUGUGCUGCGCCUGGGAACUGUGUGUGCUGUGCUGGCAGUGAUGCGCAGAGUCCUUGCAUUGUGCCACAGCUGGGAGGCGCUCUGCGUUUCAUGUGUCAACCUAUCCACUUGGUCUGGGCUUGGCUUAACGAAGGCAUUGUAAAAAGUUACACACUUAUCACAGGUUCACUUAGUGCCAUGGUCAUUGUGAGGCAAUUGUGGGUCAAAAGGUAGGCCUCUGAAUGUAAUAUCUCAGAUAGAGGAUUGUCUCACCACCAGGGAACUAUAAUAUCUCAGAUAGAUUGUUGUAUGUCUCUCUACCAGUGAACUAUAAUAUUUUUGAUAAAUUCUUGUAUGUCUCACCACAAGUGGUCUUCCUCCUGUUGUAAUAGAUGAGACCAACUGCACCAAAGACCACCCCCAGCACCAGCCCAGAUGGCUAUCUUUCUCCUCUCAGACUCUGAGUUAGAAUGGCUCAAGUUACAGUCACAAAACAAACACACAUCUCUAACAUACAUACAACCACACUUAAAUCAUGCAGAGUUGUGUCUGGGAUGAAAUAAAAGUAUCUCUGAAAUGGUGAACCACAUUAAUAUGAGCUCUUUGAUUCCAUACUUCACUAUUUCUUUAGUUCCUUUCUCCCUUACCACAGAAAUUCCAGUCAGUCACUCAGUUUGCUUCCUUACUUCCUUACCCUAGCCAUUUUGAGUCACACUUGCCUGCUUGUUUCCAUAUGUGGGAACUCCUUCAAGACUGUUGGAAAAGCAUUCUUCAUGAAGCUGGUUGAGAGAAUGCCAAGAGUGUGCAAAGCUGUCAUGAGGCCAAAGGGUGGCUACUUUGAAAAAUCACAAAUAUAAAAUAUAUUUGGAUUAAUUUCACACCUUUUGGGGGGGUUACUACAUGACUCCAAAUGCGUUAUUUCAUAGUUUUGAUGUCUUCACUAUUAUUCAGUCCCUCCAGGGUUUCGCACAAUUUUUUUGUGUGAUUUCUGAAUGCCAAAAAUGCUUGAUUUUGCAGUAGCUGUUGUGAAAUUCUGCAAUAUAUUUGGAAAUGUUUUUUUUUACAUUAAUUUCAUAAAGUCAUAUGUGCUCAGUUUAAUAAAAAUAAAUAAUAUAUUUAAACACAAAACCUUUAUGGUUCAUUCAUGUUUUUUUCUCACCAGAUGGACACUUUAUCACCAUCCUCGACCUUUGUUAUUCCAGAGGGGAAGAUCCACACGAUGUGGAGUACAUCUGGAGAGCUAUUUCAGACCUGGUGAAGGUCAUGGAAUACAACAGCAGUCUCAAUAGACUGGUUACACACCCAUUGGGAUUCAUAAGGCUCAGCAAUUAAACACCAGUCCCGUGGUCCUGGCAUCGGUUCAAACUCCACUUCAUUUCUUCUGCAAACAUUAUGGUGCCGUCGCCUACGAGGCUGGAGUAAACAACAACGGUAAGCAGUUCUAUGGAGAGCAAUGGUGGGAAGAAAAGAGAUUUCAGAAAUUGAUUAUUGAUUAUUACAUGAGUUAUGUUUGGGUUUGACAAGUUAGGGAACUUCCAGAAAGAAACCUGUCUGUGCUGUUCUUAUCUAACUCGCACCAUCCCAGGGUGGAAUCUUGCGGAGUUUGUUUUGAGGGAAUAAAAGAGAACUAGCUCGGGUAUCAGUCUUGACACAACAAAGCCACCUCAAUUGACUCCAUCUAAAAUGACACUUACUAAAGCUUAUAGGUGGAACACAUUGACACCCAAGCUAGAAAGGGAACUGACCCGUAUAUAGAUAUACAACCUUAGUGGACAUGUCCAUACCUGUCCAUUCCUGUCCAUUCCUGUCCAUUCCUGUCCAUUGUCCAUUGAAAAACACCAAGAAGUAGAAAACAAAAUAAUAGUGUUUUAUUAUAUUAUUUUCCCCUCUCAGUUGAGCCCUCCGUUCAUCUGUCCAUGACGCCCCACGGUGACAGACACCCCUCCAUGUUGAAGUGCAGUGCCUACAAGUACUACCCAAAACAGAUCAGGGUGACCUGGUUGAGGAAUGGACAGGAAGUGCCCUCAAACAUGACUUCCUCUGAGGAGCUAGCCAAUGGCGACUGGCACUAUCAAAUCCACUCCUACCCGGAGUACACUCCCACGCCUGGAGAGAAUAUCUACUGCAUGGUGGAGUACGCCAGCUUCACUGAACCAAAGAUCCUCCACUGGGACAUGUCUCUGCCAGAGUCUGAGAGGAGCAAGAUAGCCAUCGGGGCGUCUGGGCUGGUGCUGGGGCUGGUCUCUGCAGCAGCUGGUCUCCUCUACUACAACAGGAGGAAGAUAGCCAUCGGAGCGUCUGGGCUGGUGCUGGGGCUGGUCUCUGCAGCAGCUGGUCUCCUCUACUACAACAGGAGGAAGAUAACCAUCGGAGCGUCUGGGCUGGUGCUGGGCGUGGUCUCUGCAGCAGCUGGUCUCCUCUACUACAACAGGAGGAAGAUAACCAUCGGAGCGUCUGGGCUGGUGCUGGGGGUGGUCUCUGCAGCAGCUGGUCUCCUCUACUACAACAGGAGGAAGACCACUGGUGGUGAUGGGAUGGAACUGGUGCCAACAAGUCACACAUCCCAGUGAUCUCUGUGACUACACAUCCCAGUGAUCUCUCAGUGACUACACAUCCCAGUGAUCUCUCAGUGACUACACAUCCCAGUGAUCUCAGUGACUACACAUCCCAGUGAUCUCUGUGACUACACAUCCCAGUGAUCUCUGUGACUACACAUCCCAGUGAUCUCAGUGACUACACAUCCCAGUGAUCUCUGUGACUACACAUCCCAGUGAUCUCUGUGACUACACAUCCCAGUGAUCUCUGUGACUACACAUCCCAGUGAUCUCUCAGUGACUACACAUCCCAGUGAUCUCUCAGUGACUACACAUCCCAGUGAUCUCUCAGUGACUACACA